Microstroma glucosiphilum is the source of this 2561-nucleotide messenger RNA. RefSeq lists its product as hypothetical. Gene Ontology annotation, molecular function: protein-macromolecule adaptor activity. The transcript is spliced from 2 exons. Lineage: Eukaryota; Fungi; Basidiomycota; Exobasidiomycetes; Microstromatales; Microstromataceae. The coding region runs from base 98 to 2482 and encodes 794 amino acids. Gene Ontology annotation, cellular component: peroxisomal membrane. Gene Ontology annotation, biological process: protein import into peroxisome membrane. The record is from RefSeq and is a predicted model, not a curated record.
GGACCGCCGUACGCGACGCACCAAUCAUCACCAGGCAAGAAGGACUCGUCGUCGAUACCAACCCACAGAGUCUCCCUCUCAAAGGGACCAGCCAGUCAUGGCCUCCGUGACCAACCGCAAUCGCCCAGUCCUCGGCUCCUCUCUCUUGGGCCGCGCCUCCUCCCUUUUCAGCCGAGUCCCGCGACCGAUCCUCUUCACAUUCACCUUCCUCACCUCGUCUUACCUCCUCACCACUGUACUCCUCUCCAAGCUUCUGUCCAUCCACAAUAGGAUCAAUGCAGAGUCCUCUUCAAAAGAAGGGCUCAAACAGCGCUUUGAGAGGAACCAGCAGGAUGUAGACUUCACCGUGCUCGCACUGCUGCCAAGCCUCAAGGCGGAGAUGGACAAGGUCAUGGAUGUAGACGCAAUCACCAGGGAGCUCAAGAGCGUAGGCAAAGAGACGCAGCAGGCUGCUGUUGUACCGGAAAUCAAGGCAGAGCCUGCUCAACAGGACACUGAAGCAGCUGCCGCCGCUGCUAUUUCUCAACCUGAAGCGAAGGAAGCGGCCGAGCCAGACGCUCCUCAAGAAGAUGCGGCCCUCCGUGCGGAGCCUCCCUUGGCCUUCGCCCAGUCUUGGCAGGCGGCGUCAGAAGGUGUAUCAAAGUCCUCUGAGCCGGCGCCAUCUGCACUGGACUCCAUCUCGGAACCUCGCCCGGACCCAAUCGCUCCACAUGCGACACUUAACGGCGAGCACGGAGUGGGCGGUACGGUUGCAGUUCAUGAGAAUGGGCAAACAGACGCCAGAGUCGAAGCGAACGGUCAUGCCGAGGGGAUGGAUGGAGAUGUCAAGGGCAGUGAAGGUCAGGUCAACGGGGCUGUAGAAGACAAAACAGACGCUACAAAGGAAACAGAGGCGUCAGACUCUUUGCGAACGAGCGCUUCAACAGAGGCUCAGCAGCAAGAAGACGUGCAAGCGCCCUCAUCGUCCUCUACCAGCCUCCCUCCGCAGCCAACAGAAGACCCUAAAGCGAUUGUCCUCGCCGAGUCACAGCGUCAACAACAGCUCGCUCUCGACCGCAAGCGUAAAGCGGCUCUCUGGCAGCAGCUCAAAAUCGUCACUUUCACCCGCUCCCUCACGGCCAUCUACGCCAUUUCACUCCUCUCUGUGCUGACGCAUGUACAGCUGAACUUGCUCGGACGGUACGCCUAUCUGAGGGAUUUGGCUGGGGUGAAGCAAAAAGAGGCAGAGGUAGGAACGGAGACGAUGAGGGCAUUGGCGAGCGAUCCUUUUGAAGACGCAUGGGCGAGCGCAAAUGGUACUCAAGCCUCUAACAGCUCAUCGCAAACCAAGGAGACAGGCAAGAGCAACAGCAACACCUCGACCAUCUCGGCCGAGACAGAAGAGCGGUAUCUGACCUUCUCGUGGUACCUGCUUCAUCAAGGUUGGAAGGAUCUCAGUGAGCGAGUGAGGGAGAAGGUGGAGAAGGUGAUGAGCAGUGUGCCCCUCAAGACGCAAUUGAGUCACGAGGAGCUCACUUCGAUCCUGCGGCGGAUCAGACGGCGAAUUGAAUACGACUACGAGAGCGAAGUAGACGAUGGGGAGGCUGCCGAUGCCCUCGCCUCUCCUUCAAGCUCCAGCGCUGCCGCCCCUCCAUACACUUUCCCAGGUGGACACACUCUCGAUGCCUCUACCGGCAGUAGCAUGUCCCUCGGCGCCGAGUCUUUAAUGCCGAAUGGCUUUUCCGUCCUUCCAGAGGAAGCCAAGAGCGAGGCUGGAAGCAGCAGCAGUAUGAGUGGAAGCGGGACACUUUCCGUCACUACCAAUGGGCGGGGGAGCGUGAGCGGAAGGCGCAGGAGACGGAGACGGACGCGCUUUGAUCUGCUGCGAGCGUAUCUGCUCCCAGCGACACCAGAGGGGGAUGUAGCUCUACUCCGCAAUGCUGGACUUCUUCCUAGCGACCUCACCUCCCAGGGCAGGGACGUAGGGCUAGAGGAGAGGGAUCCCACUCUCGGUGCUCUUCUAGACGAGACGCGGGACAUCAUGGAGUCUUCCGACGCGCAAGACGUGAGCAGAAGAUGUCUCGAGACCUGCUUCGAAACACAGUUGCUGGACGCGCUCCGUACACCUUUUGGACUCAGCCCCCUUCCACCCUCUGCUGCAUCGUCUUUUCCCAAUGACUUGCAAGCCCCGAGUAAUAGCAGCAGUAGCGGCAGCGGUAGUGGCAAUAAGGAUCCUCAUGCGACCUCUCGCGCAGGCUCUGCAUCUACGGGAAGGUUCAGCGAGAUUCUCACCGCUCAGCAGGAGGCGGAGAUCCGCAAUGACCCAAGUGGGACCAUUGGGAGGAGGCUCAAGCUCGCAGCAGUCCUACCGCUGCUGGCUAGUAGGGGCACAUUGGCUUUUGAUGCGAUGCCGAAUGAGAUUGUCGAGACAAUCGCAGCGAACAAGGACCUGCAAGCCCUUUCGGCCAUCAUCUACACUUCCUUCACAGGGGACUGCUUGUAGUCUGCUGGGAGCGUGGGCCGGGGCCGGGGCUGCAUCGUCGAGCGUCUCUUGAACGUCUCUUCUCUUUGAAGGGGGAGGG